UGGGUUAAAAGUCUCUGAGCAUCAAGAACAUCCUAUCAGUGGGCUAGUGCGUUGUCCCAGCCCACCGCCUGCCCUUAACGAGGUAGGCUGCAUGUGUUUGUCAUUUUAGCAGGCAGUCCUUUUCCCGGUAAGGAACGACUUUCUUUCGCCACAACUCCUCUUUGGUUGUGUUUUGUUGAACAAGGAGUGGAUACGGUAAACGGAAGCUAAUUUUCCUGAGUAUACGGUUCAGAAACUUCGACCAGAACGAACGGAAAAGGAACAGCACUAAGAUAAGAGGAGUGGCAAACCCAGCGCCAGGCCAGCAGAAAGAGGACCAUGGCCCUGAGCAGCGCCACCGGUGACCUAACGCUCCUCGGCAAUGGCAGCCUUCCACCCGGCCUCGUCGCAACAUCCACAAACGCCACUGCUACUGGCGGCCGAGAGCCCGGCGCAAUCGGUGUCAGCUGCGGGAGCAGGAAAGGAGGGGACGUCGGUGUCCUUUCCACACCCAGGACACAGCAGAGGCAGAGGCACCAGCCGAGGCCCACGCCGCCUCACAAGGAGCCCCAGCAGAGACCCCGAGUGAGUCAGAACGGAGGUCCCGUCAAGCAGAACGGCUCCCUCCGGUCACCCUCCUCUUCCACCUCCUCCAGUUCCUCCUCGCACCUCACAGAUUCUCAGAGAUUGGCCAAGCUCUUGCCCUCCGCCCUCCCCGCCGGCUCCGCCCCACCUCCUCCCCUGCUGUCUCCACCCCCCCUGUGCUGCCACCGCUGCCCGUUCCAUCCACCCCUGUGCUGCCACAGCAACCACCAGGAGUGCCACAUCUUCCAGAGCCAGGCCCCCGCCCUGCCCCCGUCCCCGGGAUCAUGCUCCUGCUGCCUGCAGGCCUCUCCUCCGUCCCUCUGUUUACACCAUCGCUGGCAGGAACACCUCCAGAACCAACCCAAUGUGGUCGGCCUCAGCCCUGCAAGGCCUUUUCGGUUCCCAAAAAGCUAUGCCGAGCUGAUUGCUGAUUGGCCUGUGGUGGUGCUGGGUGUGUGUACUGUCCUCAUCGUGGUGUGUGCCCUGGUGGGUGUCCUGGUGCCUGACCUGCCAGACUUCUCAGACCCCUUACUGGGAUUUGAACCACGCGGUACAGCAAUAGGCCAGCGACUCGUAACAUGGAACAACAUGGUGAAAAACACAGGGUACAAAGCAACACUGGCUAACUAUCCAUUCAAGUACGCCGAUGAGCAGGCAAAAAGUCACCAAGCGGACAGAUGGGCCGAAGAUCACUUUGACAGAGAUAAAAGGCAAGCCGACUGGGACUUCAGCAAAGACAGUUUCUUCUGUGAUGUUCCAGGUGACAGAUACUCCAGAUUAGUAUUCACAUCUGCCGAGGGGAAAAAUCUGUGGAACAUCCAAGCAAUUAAAUCCAUGUGCAAUUUGGACAAUACACGGGUACGCUCCCACCCUCAGUACUUGAGUCUCUGCCAGCGCACCACAGACGCCUCUUGCUGCCCCAGCUGGACCCUGGGUAACUACGUGGCCAUCCUCUCUAACAAGUCCUCCUGCCAGAAGAUCACAGAGCGCGACGUGUCGCACACCCUGAAGAUUCUGCGGUCUUGUGCCAAGUACUACCACAACGGAACGCUGGGUCCCGACUGCUGGGACAUGACCACGCGUCGUAAGGACCAGUCCAAGUGCACCAACGUCCCUCGAAAAUGCACCAAGUACAAUGCCGUUUACCAGAUCCUCCACUUCCUGGUGGACAAAGACUUCCUGAGCCCAAAGAACACAGACCACCUUAACCCCGCCCUUAAACACAGCAUGUUGUUCUCCCCUACAGAAAAGGGGGAGACUAUGAUGAACAUUUAUCUGGACAACUUUGAGAACUGGAAUUCCUCGGAUGGCGUGACCACCAUAACCGGGAUAGAGUUUGGCAUUAAACACAACCUGUUCCAGGACUACCUGUUAACGGACACUGUGUAUCCGGCCAUAGCCAUAGUGAUAGUGUUGGUGGUCAUGUGCGUGUACACACGGUCAGUGUUCAUCACCCUGAUGACCAUGAUUGCCAUAAUCAGCUCCCUGAUCGUGUCCUACUUCCUUUACCGCAUGGUGUUCAACUUUGAGUUCUUUCCAUUCAUGAACCUCACAGCCCUCAUCAUCCUGGUGGGCAUCGGGGCAGAUGACGCCUUUGUCCUCUGUGACGUGUGGAACUACACCAAGUUCGACAAGCCCAAUGCAGAGCUGUCGGAGACGGUGAGCAUCACCCUUCAGCACGCUGCCCUCUCCAUGUUUGUCACCAGCUUCACCACGGCCGCCGCGUUCUACGCCAACUACGUCAGCAACAUCACCGCCAUACGCUGUUUUGGUGUGUAUGCUGGAACAGCCAUCUUGGUUAACUACAUCCUGAUGGUAACCUGGCUCCCGGCUGUAGUGGUGCUCCAUGAGCGCUACCUGCCCAGCGUCUUCAGCUGCUCUAAAGCUCCCCAGCAGCAGAGGGGGCUCUGCACCCGCACCCUCUGGUCCAACCUCUGCCAGAAGGCUGGCAAGUGCCUGUUCACCGUCUCUGAGGCCUCCAGGAUCUUCUUUGAGAAGGUGUUGCCGUGCAUCGUGAUCAAACUGCGUUACCUUUGGCUUUUCUGGUUCCUCGCCUUCACUGUGGGAGGGGCGUACGUGGUGUGUGUCAAUCCCAAGAUGAAGCUGCCCUCCUUGGAGCUGUCCGAGUUCAAGGUGUUCCGCUCCUCCCACCCAUUUGAGCGCUACGAUGCUGAGUACAAGAAACUGUUUAUGUUUGAGAGGGUCCACCAUGGAGAGGACCUGCAUAUGCCCAUCACCAUCAUCUGGGGUGUCACCCCCGUGGACAAUGGGGACCCACUCAACCCGAAGAACAAAGGCAAGCUGAUGUUAGACAACACUUUCAACAUCGCCAGCCCAGCCUCCCAGCUCUGGAUCCUCAACUUCUGCCAGAAGCUGAGGAACCAGAGCUUUGUGUUCCAAUCGGAGGAGCAGGACUUCACCAGCUGCUUCAUUGAAACCUUCAAACAGUGGAUGGAGAACCGGGACUGUGAAGAGGCCUCGGUCUACCCCUGCUGCAGCCAAUCUACUUUCCCCUACAAACAGGACGUCUUUGAGCUCUGCAUCAAGAGGGCCAUUAUGGAGCUGGACCGCAGCACCAGCUUCCACCUGGACAGUAAGACCCCUGGUCCACGCUUUGACAUCAACGACACCAUCCGGGCCAUUGUCCUGGAAUUCCAGAGCACCUACCUGUUCACGCUGGCUUAUGAGAAGAUGCACCAGUUCUACCAUGAGGUGGACACCUGGAUCAAGGAGGAGCUGAAAAAUGCCCCAGCUGGGCUGAACUAUGGUUGGUUUGUAAGCAACCUGGAGUUUUAUGACCUGCAGGACAGCUUGUCGGAUGGAACUCUCAUUGCCAUGGCGUUGUCCGUGGUGGUGGCCUUUGUGGUCAUGCUUCUCACCACCUGGAACAUUAUUAUCAGCCUUUACGCCAUCCUAUCUAUCGCGGGUACCAUCUUCGUCACGGUGGGCUCGUUGGUUCUGCUGGGCUGGGAGCUCAACGUGCUCGAGUCGGUCACCAUCUCGGUGGCGGUGGGUCUUUCUGUGGACUUUGCUGUGCACUACGGAGUCGCCUACCGCCUCGCCCCCGAGCCUGAUCGCGAGGGAAAGGUUGUCUUCUCCCUCGGCCGGAUGGGUUCUGCUAUCGCCAUGGCGGCGCUGACCACCUUUGUCGCUGGGGCAAUGAUGAUGCCAUCCACAGUGCUGGCCUACACCCAGCUGGGAACCUUUAUGAUGCUCAUCAUGUGCAUCAGUUGGGCCUUCGCCACCUUUUUCUUCCAGUGCAUGUGCCGUUGCUUGGGCCCCCAGGGCACCUGCGGGCAGAUUCCCCUGCCUAAGAAGCUCCAAUGCCGGGCAUUCAAAGAGGGCACCACCAAUGUACCCUCGCCCCAAGCCAAACAUGGCACUAAGUACCGCCUGGACAGUCACGGUGGGGAGGUGAAGCACGAGCAUUACGAGUUGGAACCAUUGGCCUCCAACCUAAGGAAUGUGGAGAAACCUCAGGAGGAACGGGAGGCCUGCACCCAGCUCUAUAAUGGAAUACCCACCCACUCUGCCCCUUGCACACACGUACCAUUUAAGAGCAAGGCAGAUGCUGGCAGAGGGUGCUGCUCUGAGAAUGGACUGGGCAUGUUAUCCACAGACCCCACGCCUAUUUGCCAGUACUCCCAUAAGACAUCCUGCUCAUGUGGGGAGCCCCCUUAUUCUCAGCAGAAUAUGGGUAAGCAGUGGACGCAAACGCCCCAGGACUCCCCAUGCCCCACGCCUCCAUUCCCCCUGACCAACAGCCAUUACAACCAAGUCCAAAACCCUAUGUCCUGUCUAGAUGGUGUCUACAAAUCCAUAGAUUGCCAAAUGCACUAUGUCCACUGUCCCCCCACCCACUUCCACCACUGUACCCCGGGCAGGGUGCCCAGACAGGGCCCUCACAGCUGCCACCUCAGAAACUACUGUAUUCACACCGUUCCCCUCCCGGGUGGCAUUCCCAGGGACCAGUGUCCUAGCCCCGACCGAGCUGGCCUGGAGGGGGCACACCAGACUGGAGGAUCUUCUGGCCCCAGAGAAACCCCUGUACCCCCGCCCCAGACUCAGGGUCCACCUGCCUCCUUUCUGAGUUGCGCAUUAGCCCCCACACACCCAGGCUGCUGCACAGCCAAUCAUGACCCAAAGAGAGCUGGAGAGAAAAUGAUGAACGCUUUGGUUGAUCAAAGUUUGAAUAAUCAUGUGCCCACCACAGUGCAAAAGGAUGCUUGUCAUAAGAUGCCUGGCAACCAGGAAAAGCUUGAAACUAAUACCACUCCCAUUACAAAGGACGAAAGUGUCAAAAAAUCCAAACGUAACUUUAAAAAUGACAGGGCGUCCUUAGCCUCUCCUAAGAAACUCUACUGUUUUAACAGGACUUUGAAAUUAAAGUGCAAUUCUGUUGAAUAUAAUGUUCCAAAAUCUGAAGUAAAUGUGCCUGCUCUUGCCAUACCCUCAUCUGAAAGUUUAUGUUGACAGGAGACUUUAAAGGUAAUUAUAGGGUUAUAGUGUAUAUCUGAAAAGUACAGUUUUGUUGUACCAAGCUAUCAUGUGCAGUGUCCCUAUGCAAGUGUUCGGGAUAUUUCACUGACCAAGUGCCUCGUGUUUUCAUGUAAAAGUAUGGCCCUGUUUGUUCUGUGAUUAGUCUUUCUACUGUGCAAAUGAUAUUGGUUUGAUGGUCAGAAGUACUGUAUUUAAGUACACAGUAAAUAUGUGGUGUGUUUAUAAACCUCUAACCUGUUUAAAGGAAGGUGAACCAUUUACUUUAUUUUCUAAGUAGCUGUCUUUCACAUUGCCACGUGUUUCGUCCAAUAUACUGUAUGAUUAUAAAAUAAUUUUAACAUGA
Messenger RNA from Esox lucius (northern pike), 5407 nucleotides. RefSeq names its product dispatched homolog 1 (Drosophila) (gene disp1). The transcript is spliced from 8 exons. NCBI's taxonomy places the organism in Eukaryota, Metazoa, Chordata, Actinopteri, Esociformes, Esocidae. The record is from RefSeq and is a predicted model, not a curated record. The coding region runs from base 319 to 5037 and encodes 1572 amino acids. Gene Ontology annotation, cellular component: membrane.